This is a messenger RNA of Amphimedon queenslandica, 2193 nucleotides long. Its product is annotated as peroxisomal acyl-coenzyme A oxidase 1. Gene Ontology annotation, biological process: fatty acid beta-oxidation using acyl-CoA oxidase; lipid homeostasis. Gene Ontology annotation, molecular function: fatty acid binding; acyl-CoA oxidase activity; FAD binding. The coding region runs from base 70 to 2070 and encodes 666 amino acids. NCBI's taxonomy places the organism in Eukaryota, Metazoa, Porifera, Demospongiae, Haplosclerida, Niphatidae. The record is from RefSeq and is a predicted model, not a curated record. Gene Ontology annotation, cellular component: peroxisome. The transcript has 17 exons.
AUGAAUUCCACGGAAAUAUACUAGAAGUGUAAGAUAAACGGACUUUGGGUUAACUUACUGAGUAGAAAGAUGGCCACUGCAAGGAGUGCAGUCCCUGAGCUAAGAGUGGAGAGGGAGAGGAGUAGACUGGACUUGGAGCAACUCACAAACUUCCUAGAUGGAGGAGAGAUGUUUACUGAGCGUAGAAGGGAGCUGGUUAAGCUGGUAGUGGAGGACCCAGUGUAUAAAAGAGACGACAAGUACUUUUUGUCUCGCGAGGAGGCCUUUGAGUCUUCAAUGAGAAAGAGCAUUCAUUAUAUCGAGGCUCUUAAAUCAGGAAAAAUCAAGGGAAGACCUGAUGCUUACUUUUAUAGAACAGCUAUAAAUGAUGAUCUUCCAACAGUCCUGCAUGACUCCAUGUUCCUGCCUACAAUAGAAGGUCAAUGCACUGAAGAACAGAAAGAGAAAUGGUUAAAAUUAGCUUCUAAUUACAGCAUUAUCGGAGCCUAUGCACAAACUGAGCUAGGACAUGGAACCUUUAUAAGGGGUCUUGAAACUACAGCAACUUAUGACCCCUUGACUGAGGAAUUUGUCCUCAAUUCUCCAACACUUACUUCAAUGAAAUGGUGGCCUGGAACACUUGGUCAUACUGCCACACAUGCUGUGGUUGUUGCAAGACUAAUAACCAAAGGAAAAGAUGAAGGAAUUCAUUUGUUCAUUGUGCAGCUACGUAGCCUUGAGGACCAUAGACCACUACCAGGAAUAAAGAUCGGAGACAUUGGACCAAAGUUUGGGUACUUUGGUAUGGAUAACGGUUUUCUCCACAUGACAAAUGUGAGGAUACCAAGAGAUCAGAUGCUAAUGAAAUAUGCUCAGGUAUCACGAGAUGGUACUUACUCAAAGCCUCCAACUGAUAAGAUCACGUAUGGUACUAUGGUUUUUGUAAGAGCAGGUAUUGUCGUCCAGUCGGCUAGCAUCCUGGCCAGGGCUGUUACUAUAGCAAUCAGAUACAGUGUAGUCAGAAGACAGACACAGAACAGACCUGGUGAGCCAGAGACACAAGUACUGGAUUAUCAAACUCAGCAGUUCAAGCUCUUCCCUCUAUUGGCCUCUGCUUAUGCUAUGAAAUUUGCUAGUCAGUACAUGCUCAAACUUUAUGUUGGAAUCACCGGAGAAAUUGCCGAAGGGAAUCUUGAAUCUCUACCAGAACUUCAUGCUACCAGUGCUGGUUUAAAAGCUCUUUGUUCUGAAAUAUCUUCUAAUGGUGUUGAGCUCUGUAGGCUGUGUUGUGGUGGUCAUGGAUAUUCAGCCGCUAGUGGUCUACCUCAGCUUUAUGUUGAUUAUUCUCCAGCACAGACAUAUGAAGGAGAGAACACAGUCAUGUUACUCCAAACAGCAAGGUAUCUUUUGAAAAUAUCCAGACAGAAAGUUCCUCAGGCUCAGUUGCCAAACAAUGUGGCAUAUCUUGGAGUCGAUUAUCCAAAGUAUAAGGAGAGCCCAGUUUUGACUCCAAAACAAUUUAAUGAUCCACACAUUUUACUGGAAGCAUAUCGCCAGAGAGUGAUUAGGUUAGUUGCUGUAGCAUUAAGGAGGUACAUGAAUGGCAUUGACUCUGGAUUGGAUGCUGUUGCUGCCUGGAAUAACUCUUCAGUGGAUUGGACAGUAGCAGCAAGAGCUCACUGUCAUUAUCUUGUUUUGAAAGCAUUCCAGUCCAGCAUAGAUACAGCUGAAAUGUGUGAAGCUAAUUUAAGUAUAAUGAGAGUUUUGUGCUGCUUGUUUGGACUGUUUGGUAUAAUGCAGUACAGUGGAGAAUUCUGCCUGGAUGGGUAUAUGAAUAGUGAUCAGAUUGAAAUGGCCAAGAACCAGCUUUAUUCCCUGCUAAAGGAAGUGAGAUAUGAAGCAGUUCCAUUGGUUGAUGCAUUUGAUAUUCAUGAUGACAUAUUAAACUCGUGUCUUGGUCGUUAUGAUGGUGAUGUGUACAGACACUUGUAUCAGUGGGCACUAAGAGCCCCUAGGAACAAGAAAGAGGUUCAUGAUACUUAUGAGAAAUAUUUGAGGCCACUUUUAAAGAAAACCAAGUCCAAGCUAUGAUAGUAUUAACUUUGAUAAUAAUGACACUACUCUUGCUAAUAUUUAAUAGAUAUUAAUAAUGAUGAUAAUGUUAAUCAUUUUUAUACAAUUUUAAUUUUAGGUAUAACAAUUUUGUUUUUUUUU